AUGCGAUUUAAUGCAAAUUAUUGGAUAGUUGAAGAAAAAGAAACUAAAGUAUUAGAAUGUAAUUUAGUACAUCCUGGAAAACCUAAUUCUUUAAAUAUUACAACUCAUCUUUCUUGGAAUUAUGUACAACAAAUUCAAUUACCAUAUUCUUCUCAACAAGAAUUUAUUUAUUUGGAAUAUGUGAUAAUGUAUUUCCACGUCAAGUAA
Scutellospora calospora is the source of this 207-nucleotide messenger RNA. The record is from the annotation of a GenBank genome assembly. NCBI's taxonomy places the organism in Eukaryota, Fungi, Glomeromycota, Glomeromycetes, Diversisporales, Gigasporaceae.